AAAAGCGUUUCUCACGAGAUUGAAGGAAGUCAGGCAGACAGACGACAAGCUAAAAACUAGUUUAGAUUGCAUGCAUCACCAUCUAGCUAGUUAAAAAAAAUGUCGAACGCAGUACCACUGAACAAGCCUGCAAACCCUACGAACCCUCGUGUGUUCUUUGAUGUCGACAUUGGUGGAGAAAGAGCUGGUCGAAUUGUGUUCGAGCUGUUCAAUGACAUCGUCCCAAAAACCGCGGAAAACUUUCGAGCACUUUGCACUGGGGAAAAAGGGAUUGGCCAAACCACGGGAAAACCACUUCACUUCAAAGGAUGUCCUUUCCACAGGAUCAUCAAACAGUUCAUGAUCCAAGGAGGUGACUUCUCCAACCAGAAUGGCACAGGAGGAGAGAGCAUCUAUGGGGAGAAAUUCGAGGAUGAAAACUUUCACUACAAGCAUGACAAAGUGGGUCUGCUGAGCAUGGCCAACUCUGGCCCUGGCACCAAUGGCUCUCAGUUCUUCAUCACCACCGUGCCUACUCCUCACCUGGACGGCAAACACGUGGUGUUUGGCCAGGUUCUGAAGGGGAUGGGGCUGGUCAAGCUGCUGGAGGCCGUUGAGACGGUGGAGGAUGGGCCUCUGAAGCCGUGUGUGAUUGCAGAGUGCGGGGAGCAUAAGGAUGGGGACAGUUGGGGGGUGGCGCCCAGCGAUGGCUCUGGAGACGCACACCCGGAAUUUCCUGAUGAUUCUGACAUCGAUUUCAAAGAUGUGGAAAAGGUUUUGUCUGUUGCUGAGGAUAUCAAGAAUAUCGGAAACAACUUCUUCAAGAACCAGGACUGGCAGUCUGCAAUCAAGAAAUACUCAAAAGCUCUCAGGUACCUGGAGGUGUGUGAACAACUGGAUGAUGAGCAGACCCAGCAGAAACUGGAGCCCACGGCUGUGAGCUGCAUCCUCAACACAGCUGCCUGCAAGCUGAAGCUGCAGCUCUGGCAGGCUGCUGUAGACAGCUGCGAUGAGGUUCUGGAGCUGAACCAGUCGAACACUAAGGCUCUGUUCAGGAGGGCCCAGGGUUUGCAGGGACUGAAGGAGUACAGCAGAGCCAUGAUUGAUCUAAAGAAAGCUCAAGAAAUUGCACCAGAGGACAAAGCAAUUGGAAAUGAGAUGAAGCGAGUCCUGCUGAAAGUGAAGGAAGAGAAAGAAAAGGAGAAGAAAAUCUAUGCCAAAAUGUUCGCGUAACUUUCAGCGGGCUUCCCUGAUGUCCUUAAAAAGAUUUCUCAAUAUUUUGAAGUCUUCUGGUGUGCUGAAAUGCUGAUACCAGGUUCUGUCAGGAAGUGUGAUGCAGCUCUCUUAACUCUCUUUUGGCAGAAUUGUUUUCCAUCCAGGUUAAUUUCAUGUUUUGUUAGUGACACAAACGGUAAUUGCAAGGAUGAACUAUGAAUUAAUGGUAGGCAAUAUUGAUAUUUUUAGUAGGAACCGUAUGCCUGUAAGUUUGACUUCAGUGUUGCACUGUAUUGAUCAGUUUAAAGGGUAAUGCUGAAUUUCAUCUACAUUACUUAAAUACUACUGUUUCUUCCUUUUAUUUAUUUAUACUCAAUGUUUAAUACACCAAAACAAGUGUACAAAUGAAAAUGUAUAAGUCUCUUGUGCUUAUUCACAUUGUUGGAAUUUACAUGUAGGUCUGAUUCAAAUAAAAUUCCUCAUCAAAUUCCAUAGAAAGGGUAUGAAGACGUGAUGUGCAGAAUCAAACGGCACUGAUGAGUUGGUUGUAUUGUUUAUUAACCAUCAUUCAUUUGCAUCUUAACAUUAUGUACAGUAUCCUCAAAAUCGAUAUGCUGUUAUCAAAUGUAUUUGCAAUUGUUAAUGAAAUAAACCUCGAACUAAGGCACA
Hypomesus transpacificus is the source of this 1863-nucleotide messenger RNA. It is a transcript of the gene ppid, whose product is annotated as peptidylprolyl isomerase D. The coding region runs from base 100 to 1212 and encodes 370 amino acids. Gene Ontology annotation, molecular function: protein binding; peptidyl-prolyl cis-trans isomerase activity. The transcript has 10 exons. Gene Ontology annotation, biological process: protein folding; protein peptidyl-prolyl isomerization. Lineage: Eukaryota; Metazoa; Chordata; Actinopteri; Osmeriformes; Osmeridae. The record is from RefSeq and is a predicted model, not a curated record.